AUGGCGGCGCACAGUGAAACUGAAAUAAAUUUGAAAACUUUAAAACGAGUUGAUCCUAACAUAAUUGAAAUUAUUGACAAUGCUAGUCAAGUUGCAAUAUACCGGUAUGAGCGAAAGCUGGAGAAAUGGGAAGGAACAGAUAUAGAAGGUACCCUUUUCUUGUACAGAAGGUCACUGUUUCCUCAUCAUGGCUUUAUCAUUGUCAACCGCAUGAGCACGACGAAUUUCAUUGAAUCUAUUACAAAUGACAUGCAGUUUCAACUUCAAGAACCUUAUUUGUUAUAUAAAAAUCAUGCAGGUGACAUUAUUGGCUCAUGGUUUUAUGAAGACAAAGACCUUCGAAGAAUCAGCAAUAAAAUUCAAACCAUUGUUUUGAAGCAAACCUCAACUCCAAGACGCCAACGAUGUGCCUCAGAAAGUGAAACCCUGCCAAAAAAAGAUGAAACUCAAGAUAUCAUAACACUUCUUUCACAAGCUCAUGAAAAAUAUGUUAAAGAAGUGGAAAUUGUUAAAGAAGUUGUCUCCAGUUCAGAAGAUGUAAAUAACCUAUCUACCCAUCCAGAGAAGAAAAUGAACAACAAAUGUGUAAAAGCAUCCGACAAAAAGCUGAAGGCACACGGCCUACGCUCCUCUUCUCAAGAAUACCCGACAUCACCGAGAAGGCGAUUUCUAUCCACUGGUUCUUUUGACCCUAGUAUUUCCAAAUCACUUUCUAGUUGUCUUCUCUCAUCUGAAUCAGAGCUAAAAAAUUCCAGCCAUUUGUCUGCUACUGAGUUCAACAAAAUAUCAUCCAACAUCAUUCGACCUGAUGAUUUUAUUUCGGAAAAUGUCCUAACUAAAAUUGCUCAGCGUCUCCCUCCCACCAGACUCUCCCCUCUUUUCAGUCGGAGUGAAAUUUUAUCUCCCGCCGUGUCUGAUGUCGCACUCUUGGAUGAUUCUUAUGAAGAAAGUGAAGUAAAUAUUUAUUCUUAA
Messenger RNA from Uloborus diversus, 972 nucleotides. RefSeq names its product mRNA-decapping enzyme 1A-like. Gene Ontology annotation, cellular component: P-body. Gene Ontology annotation, biological process: deadenylation-independent decapping of nuclear-transcribed mRNA; positive regulation of catalytic activity; deadenylation-dependent decapping of nuclear-transcribed mRNA. The coding region runs from base 1 to 972 and encodes 323 amino acids. Gene Ontology annotation, molecular function: mRNA binding; enzyme activator activity. The transcript has 6 exons. NCBI's taxonomy places the organism in Eukaryota, Metazoa, Arthropoda, Arachnida, Araneae, Uloboridae. The record is from RefSeq and is a predicted model, not a curated record.